AUGAUGAGGGAGACUGUCGACGCCACACGUGAGCACUGCCCCAAUUCCAACAAGGCUGUAUGCAGUGAAAUAGCUAAAUCCAUUGUAACGCAGUACCCAAAGACUUUUGGAGGCCUGACCGAGGAAGGAGAACUACUUGGCAGUGGGUACCACUCCCUGUUCACUAAGAUUAAGACCAGAGUAGAGCAUACAAAUCGGAACCGCACUUUAAAUAGAAUCAGUAGACCCAAGAGGAGCAAUGAAGAGGAAGGGACAUCAGAGGCUGGGGAAAACAACAAGAACCAAGGUCGACAGUUAUAGCUGCAUCAACUGGCAACCACAGGACCUUCCAGAGAAAGAAACCCCAGACUCCCUGGAAAACAAGAGACAGGCGAUGGUGACCAUUUUCAGCUGUGUGGGCCCUGCGGUGCAGACAAGAGGGAAGUGGAUUACCUGAUGAAGCUGACAUACACUUAUCAAUGCCACAUGAUCAACACUUGUCCUCCUCCAAUCAUCAGUGACCUCCAGGAACAGUGGCCUUUCCUUUUCACCAAGUUAUGACUCUGCCACCACUUCAAUACCCUCACUGGCAUCGAGAUUGACAGUCGCCUGACUCAAGCUCUCCUCAACAAGGGUAAGAAAAUUGUGAACUUUUUUAAAAGCCAAAAGACCAAGUGGAGGAGAGAAAUCCAGUGCCUGCUGAAUGAAAUUGACGGUUACAUCAGAGGCAAUAACGAUCUAACAGCCACAGCUGCCAUUAUUUUGUUGAUGACCCACUUCAAAGAGAAGGACGAAUCUCUGUUCCUCUUGGCAGAUGUAAGGAAUAGUGUUUUUAUACUUAUAAAGUUUAUAUAUGAUUAAUGGUGUUUAUACUGUACUAUUACACAUGAUUUUGUGAUUUUAGGUCACUGCAACUCGGGUUGAUGUCGAGGCCCAAAUUCCUUUGCCAGACACACCAAGGCUGAUCAUGCUUGGUAAUACAACUAUUUGAUUUAAGGUGGAACAGAAAUAUAUAGUAUUGUGGUACCUAUCUACAGAUAUCUAGUAAGUAUACACUAACACCCUUACUUUUGUGUAUUUCAGGAAAUACUCUAUUGGGUUCCUCAAAAGGGAUGGUGUCGAUCGAGGGGAGAGUG
Messenger RNA from Coregonus sp. 'balchen', 1115 nucleotides. NCBI's taxonomy places the organism in Eukaryota, Metazoa, Chordata, Actinopteri, Salmoniformes, Salmonidae. The record is from the annotation of a GenBank genome assembly.